This is a messenger RNA of Erinaceus europaeus (western European hedgehog), 3071 nucleotides long. RefSeq names its product zinc finger protein 709-like. Gene Ontology annotation, molecular function: RNA polymerase II transcription regulatory region sequence-specific DNA binding; DNA-binding transcription factor activity, RNA polymerase II-specific. The record is from RefSeq and is a predicted model, not a curated record. NCBI's taxonomy places the organism in Eukaryota, Metazoa, Chordata, Mammalia, Eulipotyphla, Erinaceidae. Gene Ontology annotation, cellular component: nucleus. Gene Ontology annotation, biological process: regulation of transcription by RNA polymerase II. Bases 28 to 1596 code for a protein of 522 amino acids. The transcript has 4 exons.
GAAAGACAUUCAGGAAAAGCGGAAGAGAUGGCAGUUUCUUGGGGCUCAGUGACCUAUGAAGAUGUAGCCGUGAUAUUCACUCAAGAGGAGUGGGCACUGUUGAAUCCUACAGAAAAAAAACUCUACAGAGAUGUAAUGUGUGAAAACUUGAGGAACUUCCUUUCCAUAGAAAAAAUACAAGAACUUUCCACCAAAGAGCAGCAUAACUUGCACAGGAUUCAACAAAGUAAUACAGCAGUGAAAAUCUGUGAGGGCAAAAAAAUUCAGAAUGGUAGAAAAUCUCAAGAAUGUGAAGUAUACAACAAAUUACUCACUUACUCUAUUCAUCUUCAAAAACAUGAAAGAAUACACAGUGGAGAGAAACCCUAUGAAUGUAAACAGUGUAGUAAAACAUUCAGUCAAGCUGAUCGUCUUCAUAUACAUGAACGAACUCACAGUGGAGAGAAACCCUAUGAAUGUAAACAAUGUAGUAAAACAUUCAGGCAAUCCAGCAGUCUUCAGACACAUGAAAGAACUCACAGUGGAAAGAAACCCUAUGGAUGUAAACAGUGUAGUAAAACAUUCAGUUGUUCCAGUUAUCUUCGGGAACAUGAAAGAAUUCACAGUGGAGAGAAACCCUAUGAAUGUAAACUAUGUAAUAAAACAUUCAGUUAUUCCAGUAGUCUUCGGACACAUGAAAGAACUCACAGUGGAGAGAAACCCUAUGAAUGUAAACAAUGUAGUAAAACAUUCAAUUGUUCCAGUAGUCUUCGGACACAUGAAAGAACUCACAGUGGAGAGAAACCCUAUGAAUGUAAACAAUGUAGUAAAACAUUCAGUUUUUCCAGUAGUCUUAAGAAACAUGAAAGAACUCACAGUGGAGAGAAGCCCUAUGAAUGUAAACUAUGUAGUAAAACAUUCAGUUGUUCCAGUAGUCUUAAGAAACAUGAAAGAACCCACAGUGGAGAGAAACCCUAUGAAUGUAAACUAUGUGGUAAAACAUUCAGGCAACCCAGUGAUCUUCAGACACAUGAACGAAUUCACAGUGGAGAGAAACCCUAUGAAUGUAAACUAUGUAGUAAAACAUUCCGGGAAUCCAGUAGUCUUAAGAAACAUGAAAGAACUCACAGUGGAGAGAAGCCCUAUGAAUGUAAACUAUGUAGUAAAACAUUCAGUUGUUCCAGUAGUCUUAAGAAACAUGAAAGAAUUCACAGUGGAGAGAAACCCUAUGAAUGUAAACAAUGUAAUAAAACAUUCCGACAAUCCUGUUAUUUACGGCAACAUGAACGAUCUCACAGUGGAGAGAAACCCUAUAAAUGUAAACAAUGUAGUAAAACAUUCAUUUGUUCCAGCAGUCUUCGCUCACAUGAAAGUAUUCACACUGGAGAGAAACCUUAUGAAUGUAGACUAUGUAGUAAAACAUUCAGGCAAUCCAAAUCUCUUCGGACACAUGAAAGAACUCACAGUGGAGAGAAACCCUAUGAAUGUAAACUAUGUAGUAAAACAUUCAGGCAAUCCAGAACUCUAAGGGCACAUGAAAGAAUUCACAGUGGAAUCGCAGCCUCAAACCUGCUCCCAACACCCUAUCCUCAGCCUGUACCCUCUCAGCCACAGUGACAUGGAAGGAGUGGCUGGACGCCUUCUGCUGCUGGCAAGUCUUCCUGCCCUGGAAGCCACUGAGGCCAUGUAUGAGAGCAGUCUCUUCUACUAUGACUGGGAGACCCUGCAGCUGGCAGGAGUCCUCUGCUUGGUCGGCAUCACCUUCGCCCUGAGCAACAAAUGUAAAUGAAAACUAAAAAGGAAUAUAGCCCAGUACCUGAGUGCCAUCCCAUUCAUUGUGUCAGGGUCUGUCGGGACCUGCUGAGCCAGGAAUCUUCCCCCUUGGGUCCGUGCACCAGGCAAAGACAGGACAAGCCUUGUUUGUGAAUAAAACCCCUUCUCCCUCUUAAGGAAAAAAAAAAUUCACAGUGGAGAGAAACCCUAUGAAUGUAAACUAUAUAGUAAAACAGUUGUUCCAGUCAUCUUCAGACACAUGAAAGAACUCAGUGCAGAGAAACCUUAUGAAUGUAAAUAAUGAAGUAAUGCAUUCAUGGGAUCUAGUUCUCUGCAGUUACAUGAUAGAAUUCAAAGUGGAGAGAAAGAAACCUCAUGAAUGUAAACAAUGUCAAACAUUUAAGCCAGUUUUCUUUGGAGACAUGAAAGAUCUCACAGUGGAGAGAAACCCAGUAACAAUAAACAGCAGAACAUUGAUUCAAGCCAGUCAUCUUUGUCAACAUGAAAUAACUCAGAAUGGAGAGAAAUUUGAUAAAUGUAAGCAGUGUGAAAACAUUCUGUUAUUCUGGUCCUCUUUGUAGACAUGAAAGAAUUCAUAGUGAAACCAAACCCCAAGAAAGUCAUAAAGCUUUCAGAUGUUCCACUAAUUUUCAAUCACAUGAAAAUAUUCACAAUGGAAAUCAAUCUUUUGAGCAUAAACUGUACUAAAGAUUAGAGACACGAUGCAGAGGCUUGUGGUUCAAUAUAACUCUCAGGUGUGAGCCUUUGCACUACAUGGGCUAGAGAUACGUUCUGUUUUUAUUGACUCCAUCUUGUGUUAAUAUAUAAGUAAAUAUGUUUAAUUGUAGGGAUCAUAGGGUCAUGUGAACCCUCACCUCUGUAUAUGGUAUAAAUAUAUGGAAUAUGAGUAAGUACUUUGAUUCUUUAUCAUAAAUUCUAAUAUAUGAAAAAAUCCACUUGGUACUGGGAACUUAGAUGUCAACAAUGCUUAGAUGUAUUAAAAUCCAUAACAGUUUUUGCACAUAUAAAAUCACUGGCAUUAGACAAACAAUUCUUAACAGUGUAGACACUGUAGAAUGAUUUUACAGAUCUAGAAAGAAACUUGUCCUGGAGUGACCAGUGAAUGUAAAACUGGGAUAAUAGUGGAUGGUACAAUAUGUGCACAUGGUGCAAAGCGCAAAGACUGGCAUAUGGAUCCUGGUUUGAGCCCCAGCUCCCCACCUGCAGGGUGAAGCAGGUUUCCAGGUGUCAUCUUUCUCUCCUCUCUGUCUUCCCCUCCUCUCCCCAUUUCUCUGUGUCCUAUCCAUCAGUGACAUCAG